UGAAAGAAGGAAGCAUUUUAGAGUUGAAGAAACUGCACCUCUUGAAUUUGGUCUUAACAAUGGAGACUGCGCUAGCAAAAAAGCCACAGAAAAGGCAAGUUCUCUUUCUUGCUAUAUUGUUGCUUUUGUGGGAGGCUGGCUCUGAUGCAAUUAGGUAUUCUAUGCCAGAAGAAACAGAAAGUGGCUCCUUUGUGGCCAACCUGGCAAAGGACCUGGGGCUAAGGGUGGGGGAACUAGCUUCUCGAGGAGCGCGAAUCCAUUACAAAGGAAACAAACAGCUCUUGCAGCUGGAUGUAGAAACCGGGAAUUUGCUACUAUAUGAAAAACUAGACCGGGAGGUUCUGUGCGGAGUGACAGAUCCCUGUAUACUGUACUUCCAGUUAUUACUGGAAAACCCGGUGCAGUUUUUUCAGGCUGAUCUGCAGCUCACAGAUAUAAAUGACCAUUCCCCAGAGUUCCUAGACAAGGAAAUGUUCCUCAGAAUCCCAGAGAGCGUUCAUCCAGGGACUGUAUUUCCUUUGAAAAUAGCUCAGGACCUUGACAUAGGUAGCAACGCUGUUCAGAACUACACAGUCAGCCCCAACUCCCAUUUUCAUGUUGUCACUCAUAAUCGCGGAGAUGGCAGAAAAUACCCAGAGCUCAUGUUGGAUAAAUCGCUGGACCGGGAGGAGCAGUCUGAACUCAUUUUAACCCUUACAGCGCUGGAUGGUGGGGAUCCGCCCAGGUCCGGGACCACUGCAGUCCGGGUUGAAGUCGUGGAUAUCAAUGAUAAUGCCCCUGAGUUUUUACAAUCGCUCUAUGAGGUACAGGUCCCUGAGAACAGCCCCCCAAACUCCUUAGUUGUCGCUGUCUCUGCCCAAGAUUUAGAUGCAGGAACAUAUGGGAAUGUACACUACACUCUAUUCCAAGGCAAUCAAGUUACUCAACCAUUUGUAGUAGACGAAAUAACAGGAGAAAUUCGUCUGAAAAAGGCAUUAGAUUUUGAGGCAACUCGAUACUAUAAUGUGGAAAUUGUAGGCACAGACGGUGGAGGCCUUUCAGGAAAAUGCACUGUAGCUAUAGAGGUUGUGGAUGUGAAUGACAAUGCCCCUGAACUGACCAUGUCAACGCUCACAAGCUCUACCCCAGAAAACUCCCCAGAGACUGUCGUUGCUGUUUUCAGUGUUUCUGAUCCAGACUCCGGGGACAAUGGUAGGAUGGUUUGCUCCAUCCAGAAUGAUCUCCCCUUUCUCUUGAAACCCACUUUCAAGAACUUUUACACCGUAGUUACAGAAAGACCACUGGACAGAGAAAGCCAAGCCGAGUACAACAUCACCAUCACCGUCACGGACUUGGGGACCCCCAGGCUGAAAACGCAGCACAACAUCACCGUGACGGUGUCCGACGUCAACGACAACGCCCCCGCCUUCAGCCAAACCACCUACACCCUGCGGGUCCGCGAGAACAACAGCCCCGCCCUGCACCUAGGCAGCGUCAGCGCCACAGACGCAGACUCGGGCGCCAACGCCCACGUCACCUACUCGCUGCUGCCGCCCCAGGACCCGCAGCUGCCCCUGGCCUCCCUGGUGUCCAUCAACGCGGACAACGGGCAGCUGUUCGCGCUCAGGUCCCUGGAUUACGAGGCGCUGCAGGCGUUCGAGUUCGGCGUGCGCGCGGCCGACCGCGGCUCGCCCGCGCUCAGCAGCCAGGCGCGCGUGCGCGUGCUGGUGCUGGACGACAACGACAACUCGCCCUUCGUGCUGUACCCGCCGCAGAACGGCUCUGCGCCCUGCACCGAGCUGGUGCCCAGGGCGGCCGAGGCGGGCUACCUGGUGACCAAGGUGGUGGCGGUGGACGGCGACUCGGGCCAGAACGCCUGGCUGUCGUACCAGCUGCUCAGGGCCACGGAGCCCGGGCUGUUCGGCGUGUGGGCGCACAACGGCGAGGUGCGCACGGCCAGGCUGCUGAGCGAGCGCGACGCCGUCAAGCACAGGCUGGUGGUGCUGGUCAAGGACAAUGGCGAGCCGCCGCGCUCGGCCAGCGUCACGCUGCACGUGCUGCUGGUGGACGGCUUCUCGCAGCCCUACCUGCCGCUCCCGGAGGUGGCGGCGGCCGAGGCGCAGGCCGACCCGCUCACCGUCUACUUGGUCAUCGCCUUGGCGUCCGUGUCGUCGCUCUUCCUGUUCUCGGUGCUGGUGUUCGUGGCGGUGCGGCUGUGCAGGCGGAGCCGGGCGGCGUCUGCGGGUCGCUGCCCGGUGCCCGAGGGCCACUUUCCGGGCCACCUGGUGGACGUCAGCGGCACGGGGACGCUGUCCCAGAGCUACCAGUACGAGGUGUGUCUGCGGGGUGGAUCUGGAACCAAUGAGUUCAAAUUCUUGAAGCCAAUUAUUCCCAACUUUCUGCCCCAGGGCGCUGGUGAAGAAAUAGAGGAAAACGCCACCUUCCGGAAUAGCUUUGAAUUCAGUUAGGGAUCUGAUCACAAUGCUGUGAGUUUUGUCAUUUUUCUCCAAUUUCUCCCAAAUACCGAGUUUGAGAGCGUCGUGGAGAAAAAUCCCACCUACAGGUAUGAUUUCUCUGAAUUUAUCUUUUUCAACUUUAUCUUGCCCAGUUUGGGAAAACUGAAUUCUGUGUCACCUCGUUCAUGUACACACAGUGCCAACCCAAAUCUAUGCAUGCUGUUGAGUUUCCUGAAAUGUUUGCUUUUGAUGGUAUUUGUCAGGAUAAACUUACUUAAUGAAACCAAA
Messenger RNA from Hyaena hyaena (striped hyena), 2723 nucleotides. RefSeq names its product protocadherin beta-5. NCBI's taxonomy places the organism in Eukaryota, Metazoa, Chordata, Mammalia, Carnivora, Hyaenidae. The transcript is spliced from 2 exons. Gene Ontology annotation, molecular function: calcium ion binding. Gene Ontology annotation, biological process: homophilic cell-cell adhesion. The record is from RefSeq and is a predicted model, not a curated record. Gene Ontology annotation, cellular component: plasma membrane. The coding region runs from base 60 to 2447 and encodes 795 amino acids.